Rattus norvegicus (Norway rat) is the source of this 869-nucleotide messenger RNA. RefSeq names its product similar to ferritin heavy polypeptide-like 17. Gene Ontology annotation, biological process: iron ion transport; intracellular iron ion homeostasis. NCBI's taxonomy places the organism in Eukaryota, Metazoa, Chordata, Mammalia, Rodentia, Muridae. Gene Ontology annotation, molecular function: ferroxidase activity; ferric iron binding. The record is from RefSeq and is a predicted model, not a curated record.
AAUUACUUCCGGCGUGGUCGCGCCAGGCUGCCUCAGAGCCGCCUGCGGCCUCCGCUUUCUGCUCCACUGGGACGCUUCCGCUCUUCUGAGGGACUUUUGGACUGCCGGCCCUUGCCCUUUGUGCCCGCUCUGCCUUCCUGAGGAGGUACAAGUACUGCUGAGACUGUGGUUGUGUUCAAGUGCCCGCCAUGGCCGAAGCAUCCUCACAAGUACGACAGAACUAUGACCGCUGCUGUGAGGAGGCCGUCAACACCCAUAUCCGUCUGCUGCUCCAGGCUUCCUACUCGUACCUGUCGAUGGCCUUCUACUUUGACCGUGAUGACGUGGCCCUGGAGAAUUUCAAGCGAUUCUUCCUGAGUAAGUCACACGACUGCAAGGCCAGUGUGGAGAUGUUUGUGUUCAUGCAGAAUAAGCGUGGUGGCCAUGUUUUUCUGCCUAGCAUCGCGAAACCAGACCGCAAAAGUUGGCAGGGGGGCUUUCGGGCCAUGGAAUGCGCCUUCCGCAUGGAGAUGACCAUCAACCAGAGUCUGCUGAACCUGCACGAGCUGGCCAAGGGAAAGGGUGAUGCUCACCUCUGCAACUUCCUGGGGCAACACUGUCUGGAUCAGCAGGUCCAUGUCCUCAAGAAGAUAGGCGGCUACCUGACCAACCUGCGCCAGAUGGGAGCACCGGAGCAAGCCUUGGCUGAGUACCUCUUUGACAAGCUCAGCCUGUCCUGAAGCUUCAACUGGACUGAACUGGGAUGUCCUCACUGCCAUGGGGUCUUCCUCUGGUCAUUAGACCUGGUGUCAGUUCAUGUUAUUUUUGAAGCAAAUUCACCAGUUUUCUGUUUCUGUUUGCAAUAAAAUUUGUUUGUUUCAAAGCAAAAA